GCGGCGCUGCAGUACCAGUGGUACCGUUGGCAACGCGUCGUGGGAGGGAAGCAGGCUUGUUUUAUCCACAUUUAUUCUAUGUUUAUAACGGGAAUGUAACAGUUAUGUGUUCCGAACGCUGCCAACUGGUCAUCGGGGCUUGCAGAAUAGGCUGUUACAGCCUGUACAGAGCGCUGUGUUGUUGCAGCCCUCCCGCGCCCCGACCAGAGUACCACGUGGUGUGUCUGGGGAUGUCUGGUGCCGGGAAGACCACACUUCUCACCCUGCUGCAGUGUGGGGAGACUACAGACGACAUCGAACCUACCUCAGGUUUCAAUAUCAAAGCAGUUCAAUUUGAAGAAGCCAUUCUCAAUGUGAAGGAAGUUGGAGGUGCAGAGAACAUCAGACCAUACUGGGACAGGUACUACCAACAGACCCAGGGCGUGGUGUUUGUCAUGGACAGCGCCUGCUCCCAGGAGGCCUUGCAAACGGUGGGCGGCCUCCUGGCCGGCAUACUAUCCCACGAGUCCUUGAGGGGCCUUCCCUUCGUCCUCCUUGCCAGUCACCAGGACAAGAUGGAAGCAAGGAGCUCUGAACAGCUGACCAAAGACCUGGAGCUGGAGAGGCUGUGUGCAGGACGACAGUGGGUCGUGUGCCCCUGCUCCAUACAGGACCAAGAACCAGUGAGACAGGCUCUGGAGCGAUUUGUCACAUUCCUCUUAAACACUGCUGGAAAGGAGAGUGAGGAAAACAGGGUGUAGUUUAGCCUGGUGUCCCUCCUAUUCUAACUCUGGUUUCCUCUUCUGUUUGCCUCUCUGCUUUAAUAGGCCACACCAAGUAAUUUUUAUGGAUGAUGUCCUCUGAAGACCCUAAAUCUAAAUGCAAAAGCACGAAAAAAAAGUAAGAGGGGCCGAAAAAAACUAAGAGGCGACAAAUGUAAGAACACAAAUUGAAUGCAACACAGUAUAACAACCAACAGCAAUAAAUCAGUGGAGCAGCAGUUGUCGCCCUGUCCUGUUUCUUUCCUUUCAUCACAUCUAUCAUCUUGCUUCCAAUCUUGCGAAUUGUGGCACUAUCGUGACUCUUUGGUCAUCGUUACAGGAAGCAGAAUUUCUUUUUUUCCUGGGAACAGGCCAAAAUGGAUGCGCGGGCGCGGGUGUCAUCCAUAAAAAUUACUUGGUGUGGCCUAAUCAUAGUUUGGCGCUAGUUCCCAUUUGAAUUAUGGCUACAUGGCCUUUAUGUCAUUCAUUAAUUGGGGUACCAAAAUUUA
This is a messenger RNA of Branchiostoma belcheri (Belcher's lancelet), 1249 nucleotides long. RefSeq names its product ADP-ribosylation factor-like protein 15. Lineage: Eukaryota; Metazoa; Chordata; Leptocardii; Amphioxiformes; Branchiostomatidae. The record is from RefSeq and is a predicted model, not a curated record. Bases 105 to 740 code for a protein of 211 amino acids. Gene Ontology annotation, molecular function: GTP binding; GTPase activity. The transcript is spliced from 5 exons.